UUUCAUCCCUCUCUCUCUCUCUCUCUCUCUUUCUCUCUCAUAGCCAGCACAGUAAAGCAAAGCAAGCCUUUCAGCAGCAGUAGUAGUAGUAUUCUCUAUUCACCACUGUCUUAAAACAACUGCCUUCAGUUUUCUGAUAAAAACCAAGAGCCAAAGAGAAAAAGGAAAGCCUUUUCUUUCCUCUCUUCUGUCCCUUCCUUCUUCUCCUUCCUUCAUUCCUUUUUCUCUCUUUCAUUCCUUUGAUCUUGAUUUAUAUUUAAUUCAAUCCACCAACAAUAUUCCCUUCUUCUUCUUCUUCUUCUGCUUUGUAAUAAAUCAAAUUCUUGCCCCUCAUGGAGGAACAACAGUGCAAUACAGGCAAGAAAUGCAAUAGAGCCUUGAGGGGGGACGAAAGAGCUUAUGGAUAUCAGUAUCAGUAUGAGUACCAGUAUCACCAUUACCAGCUGCUGCAAAACUACCACAGGUUUGGACAUUAUGGCUUGGGUUUGGGCUACCAAACUUCCCCGGCUUUGCUUCCUUUGCCUCCAAGCAUUCCUCUGCAGCUUGCUGUGGCUCCACCUUUGCCUCAAAACAAAACCUUUGUGUCCAAAAACCACCUUCAGAAGCCCCCAUGGAGACACUCUCCUCCCCCAACUUCCUCGAAUCACUGCCAGCCUCAGCACUUCUCUGAUGUUCAACAGAAAGCUUGUCUGCCCUAUGACCAGAAAAAUGGAAGAAGAAAGAUCGACUCUACUGAGCCCAAACCAUUGGCAGUUGCUAGAAGGCCUGAUUGUGGUGGGGUAGAAGGGAAGAUUAUAAACCUUGUUGCUAAUCAUUUCUCAGUCCAAUUCGAUCCUACACAGAGAUUCUUCCAUUACGAUGUCGAAAUAUCUCCGAAUCCAUCCAAGGAUAUAGCCCGAAUGAUCAAGCGAAAACUUGUCAACGAUCAUUCCCAACUUCUUUCAGGAGCUUCUCCUGUGUUUGAUGGCAGGAGGACGUUGUAUAGUCCAGUGGAGUUUAAGGACAACAAGCUCGAAUUCUACAUUAGCCUCCCGAUAUCGAUUGGAAGAAAACAUUCGACGAGUUCUGUCCUCCAGCUGCAUCAGCAGAACAAGAUUUUCAGAGUGAACAUCAAGCUUGUAUCCAAAUUCGACGGCGAAGCCAUGAACAGAUUCUUGACGAAUAAUGGCGAUGAUUGCCCUCUCCUUCCUCAAGAAUAUGUCCAUGCAUUGGAUAUCAUGUUGAGGGAGAGCCCGACAGAGAAAUGUAUAGCUUCCGGAAGGUCGUUCUAUUCGAGCGCCAUGGGAGGGACUAAUGACAUUGGAGGAGGAGCUGUUGCGCUUAGAGGUUUCUUCCAAAGCCUAAGGCCAACACAGCAAGGUCUUGCACUUAAUGUGGAUUAUUCGGUGACGGCGUUCCAUGAAAGCAUCGGAGUGAUCCCUUAUCUGCUGAAAUGCUUCGACUUUAUGCACGACGCAGUUCAAAACAAGAGGAGGAUUUUGGUGAGCGAAGAGAAGAGGGAGGUGGAGAGGGUGCUUAAGAACAUGAGGGUCUUUGUUCGACACAGGGAGACUGUCCAGAGAUACCGUGUUUAUAGCUUGACUGAGGAAGUUACCGAGCAUCUAUGGUUUCCUGACAGAGACGGCAAGAACUUGAGGCUUGUGGACUAUUACAAGGAUCAUUACGGCUACGAUGUGCAGCACAGGAAUCUGCCGUGCUUGCAGAUUAGUCGGAGGAAGCCAUGUUACCUGCCGAUGGAGCUUUGUGUCAUUUGUGAAGGGCAGAAGUUUCUUGGAAAGCUCUCCGACGAUCAAACUGCAAAAAUCCUCAAAAUGGGAUGCCAAAAACCGGCAGAACGGAAGGCGAUUAUCGAUGGAGUCAUGGAAGGACCAUUCGGACCAACAAGUGGGAAUCAAACGAAUGAGUUCAACCUUGAAGUUUCGAAAGAAAUGACUCGACUAACUGGGAGAAUUCUUCAGCCUCCCAAGCUUAAGCUCGGACACGGUGGUCAUGUAAGGAAUCUAACUCCUUCAAGACAUGAUCGACAAUGGAACCUUCUAGAUAGCCAUGUCGUCGAGGGUGCUCGAGUAGAGAGAUGGGCGAUAGUAAGUUUCGGGGGGACGAAUGAUCAGAAAGCCGGCAUACCAAAAUUCAUAAAACAGUUGUCUCAAAGAUGUGAACAUUUAGGAAUCUUUCUGCAUAAACACACUGUUGUUAGUCCACUCUUCGAGCCAAUGCACGUGCUCGGAAACCCGAAACUUCUAGAAUCGAAGCUCCGGAAGAUUCACAAGGCUGCCAUGAACGAUCUCCAGCUCCUCAUCUGUGUUAUGGAGAGGAAACACAAAGGAUACGCGGACCUUAAACGAGUCGCUGAAACGAGCAUCGGCGUGGUAAGCCAGUGCUGUCUGUAUUCGAAUCUCGGCAAGCUAAGCUCGCAGUUUCUCGCAAACAUGGCUCUCAAGAUCAAUGCCAAAGUCGGGGGAUGCACCGUAGCGCUUUACAACUCGUUGCCUUCUCAAAUGCCGAGACUCUUCCGACAGGAGGAUCCCGUGAUCUUCAUGGGAGCUGACGUGACGCAUCCCCACCCGUUGGACGACGUUAGCCCGUCAGUUGCAGCUGUUGUCGGCAGCGUCAACUGGCCCGAAGCGAACAAGUACGUCUCGAGAAUGAGGUCGCAAACGCAUCGACAGGAGAUCAUCGAGGAUCUCGGUGCGAUGGUGGGAGAAAUAUUGGACGACUUCUACGAGGAGCUCGGCGAGUUUCCGAAGAGGAUCAUCUUCUUCCGCGACGGAGUGAGCGAAACUCAGUUCUACAAAGUGCUGCAGGAGGAGCUGCAGGCUAUCCGGCGUGCUUGUUCGCGACACACCGGAUACGAGCCUCCGAUCACGUUUAUGGUGGUGCAGAAGAGGCACCACACGCGGCUGUUCCCGUUGUUCGACCGCGAUAGCUAUAGCCAAUUCGCAGACGAGAAUGUGCCACCGGGAACUGUUGUGGACACGGUGAUCACACACCCUCGGGAGUUUGACUUCUACCUGUGCAGCCAUUGGGGCGUGAAGGGGACGAGCCGGCCAAUCCAUUACCACGUCCUAUGGGACGAGAGCCGGUUCACGUCCGACGAAGUGCAGAAGCUCGUGUACAACUUGUGCUACACGUUUGUGAGGUGCACGAAGCCGAUAUCAUUAGUCCCCCCGGCGUAUUACGCGCAUCUCGCGGCGUACCGGGGCAGGCUCUAUAUCGAGCGUUUGGAUUCGGGCUCGAUCUCGCGAUCAUCGCCUCCCAAGACAGUGCCUUUACCUAAACUUAGUGACAAUAUCAAGAAACUCAUGUUUUACUGCUGACAUUGCUAAAAUGUUUUAUCUUGUUUCAAGUGUUUUGUCCAAAUCCACACCUCAAAUUGAUGAAAUACUAAC
Andrographis paniculata is the source of this 3389-nucleotide messenger RNA. RefSeq names its product protein argonaute 7. NCBI's taxonomy places the organism in Eukaryota, Viridiplantae, Streptophyta, Magnoliopsida, Lamiales, Acanthaceae. Gene Ontology annotation, molecular function: protein binding; RNA binding. Gene Ontology annotation, biological process: regulatory ncRNA-mediated post-transcriptional gene silencing. Gene Ontology annotation, cellular component: cytoplasm. The coding region runs from base 333 to 3317 and encodes 994 amino acids. The record is from RefSeq and is a predicted model, not a curated record. The transcript has 3 exons.